GCAUGUGAUAUGAUUAUCAAGUUUGACAGUUUGGAGUUUGAACAAGAAUCAAAUCUAGCCAUAGCAUUUCAAGGAAUUACUAGAUGUAUGAGUGAUGAUGAACUUCCGGUAAAAGUUCAAGCUUGUUUGGCUUUGCAAAGCAUGAUACGACAUGAAACAGAACUUCUCGAUCUAACGAAUCAAAUUGAUACUGAUACACUUGCGAGUGUAAUGGAAGAUUUUGUUGAAGCUUUUUCCAAGGAAUUAAGUCCUUUCGCUAUUCAACUAUGUGAACAAUUACGAAAUGCAUUCCUACGAAUUAUGCAAGAUUAUCAGAAUGCUCCUGCAGUUCCGGGAAAUGAAGACAUUUAUGAUCCUUCAUAUGAUGGUUGCGAAAAAACAAUGGCUGCUGCGGGUGUUCUUAAAACAAUAACUACCUUGAUUCUUAGUCUGGAAAGUACACCAGAAAUUUUGGCUCAAUUGGAAAAUAUACUAUUGCCUAUUAUUAGAUAUACACUAGAAAAUACGAUUACAG
Messenger RNA from Dentiscutata heterogama, 514 nucleotides. Lineage: Eukaryota; Fungi; Glomeromycota; Glomeromycetes; Diversisporales; Gigasporaceae. The record is from the annotation of a GenBank genome assembly.